Molecule: messenger RNA, 1447 nt
Organism: Trametes versicolor FP-101664 SS1
Lineage: Eukaryota; Fungi; Basidiomycota; Agaricomycetes; Polyporales; Polyporaceae
Product: HET-domain-containing protein
Exons: 2
Source: RefSeq, a predicted model, not a curated record
AUGCGGCUAAUAUCUACGGAUCCCCACCUGCGUGUCGGGCACUUCAACCUCCCGAGCGAAGUCGAUGUCGGUUACGCCAUUCUCUCGCAUGUUUGGCGACAUUCCGGCGAACAACCAUACGCGGAGGUUCAUCGGUUAGCACACGAGGGUGCCAAAGUGAGCGACCCGCGCUUGAGCACCAAGGUCCGGGAGUGCCACAGGCUUGCGCGAGCAAACGGCCUCCGCUGGUUUUGGGUUGACGCCCCCUGCAUCGACCAGACAAACAGCGCGGAACUCUCAGAGGCGAUCUCGUCAAUGUACGAGUGGUAUGCGCAGGCCUCGAUUUGUUUUGCCCACCUCCCCGACGUCCCUCCCGAUGACAUCAUCCGCGCUCCCGGCUCCGCGUUCCGGCGCAGCAUCUACUUCCGGCGCGCAUGGACGCUGCAGGAACUCAUCGCUCCUCGCCGCGUCCUCUUUCUCUCCGCCGACUGGACCGUGCUCGGAGACAAGCAGGAGCUCGCAGACCUCCUGGAGGAGAUCACCGGCAUCGACCAGGAUGUCCUCACCUUCCACCGCCCCCUUUCCGAAGUCUCCGUCGCCGUUCGUCUCUCUUGGGCAUCACACCGCGACGCCAGCCGUCUGGAAGACAAGGCGUAUUGCUUGAUGGGCCUUUUUGACAUUCAUAUGACUGCCUGCUAUGGCGAAGGCGCGCACAAAGCAUUCGGCAGACUGCAAGUGAAGAUCUUGGAACGAGUCUGCGACCACACGCUUCUGGCUUGGGCCGGAUCCCGAGACCCGCGCAACCCGUCAAUCUGGCCCUUCGCCCCCUCCCCAGAGGCAUUCACGCGAGAGUUUCGUCUGGUCGCGGUGGAUAUGCGGCGUUUCGUGGAGUCUAUCAGGCAUCUAUGCUCAGUAUCUUAUCCAGGGCAGCCGCUUGUACCGUCUAUUGGACCGGUCGACCAUCACGGUUUGAGAUGCCGCCUGCCUGUUCUCUGCUAUGGAUCAACGCCGCUUGCCGCGUUACUCGCUUGCCGGGAAGAACACUCACCGUCGACCUACAUCGUGCUCGCUUUGCACAGCAACCCUUCUUUGCUCCGCGAAGUCUACAAUGUGGCGGCACGGCCUCGAUUAGUCCCCAUCAACAUGGACCUCAUAGCUCGCAAUAUGACCACCCAGAGCUCGGCGCUGAACAUGCGUUUCAUGAGCUUCCAUAUCGCAGUCCUCGCUCCGCUGUCCCUUGCUCCCUCUCUCUCUCACGCCCUUUCUCUUUCUUCACACCUCCCCCCCAGGCCGGACACCGAUGCCGAUGCGGCUUCUAGAUCCGAUGCCCCUCGUUUCAAGGGCACCCUACCUCCGCCUCGACACUCGCAUCCUCGCCUACAUGUCGUCCAGCUCGUUCUCCGUACCAUCCGGCUCAUCUUCCACGCCAUUCAGCGCAAUCGCCGCCGCGCCGUCCAGCUCAUUUACC